This is a messenger RNA of Meloidogyne enterolobii, 228 nucleotides long. The record is from the annotation of a GenBank genome assembly. NCBI's taxonomy places the organism in Eukaryota, Metazoa, Nematoda, Chromadorea, Rhabditida, Meloidogynidae.
GUUGACAUGGGAAGGGGUGACCUUAUCAAAAAAGGUCGACUAUUUUUUUAUUUCAUUCAUAGUUAUCCAGCGACAUUCCAAAUGAUUAAUUUUAUUGGUUGGAAGCCUGGGGCAAAUAUGCCAAAAGUAGCAAGGAGAGGCUCUCAAAGUGUAUCUUUUAAAGAUCUCUCAAAAUUUAUAGAAACUGAAAUGACAAGCAAAGAAAAUGAUGAAUUUAAUUAUAAAUGA